Aquila chrysaetos chrysaetos is the source of this 3182-nucleotide messenger RNA. It is a transcript of the gene CD320, whose product is annotated as CD320 molecule. The transcript is spliced from 5 exons. The coding region runs from base 187 to 1275 and encodes 362 amino acids. The record is from RefSeq and is a predicted model, not a curated record. Lineage: Eukaryota; Metazoa; Chordata; Aves; Accipitriformes; Accipitridae. Gene Ontology annotation, molecular function: protein binding.
AGCUCAGGCUGAGCGGAUUUGUAAGCUGCAGCUGAGAUACCACCACUUAAGGACACACCCUAGCCAAAAAGGACCCGAUGCUCUGACUUUGUGGUGAGAGAGACAAGUUAAGUGGCCUGUGGCACUCUCGCCACAAGCGCCCGAUGCCCUGGUCAGGCUGCCCCGCUGCAGCUACGACCUUUCUGGAUGCUGAGCGCUGUAGUUCGGUCCCUCCCCAGUGACAGCGGGUCACCUGGGCUCAGGCCGUGCUUGCAGCGAGCUACGCUCCUUAUUUCUCAGCAGCUGGCGGGAGGGUACGCCUGUUUCCGGAGGAUGCCAGGGCAGUGCCGACAGAGUCGGGCCGAGCCUUUCCGCAGCCGGCGGCCUGCCAGCAGCCGUUCUACCCCGCGUAAAAGUCACGGAGAGAAGCAGGGGCGGUGGGAGGCGCAGCUCGGCUCUGCCGAGGCCGAAGCUUGCUGGCGGGGAACGGGGAAGGCCGGCCCAGCCUCGAGCAGGGCCGCGGCUCCCCCGGGCGAACGCCGGGUCCAGGCCGCGGCCCUGCCCCGCCCCCAGCCGGUGGAGGGUCCCGGGGGAGGGCGGGGCCUCCUCAAGGGCACGCGCCUGCGCCCCGCCCUCCCGGGCACCCCCAUUGGUGGCGGGCAUGCUCGCGCGCGUGCGCUCUACCAGCGCGCGGCCGGCUUUAUAGAAGCGCGGCGGCGGCGGCGCCGGCUCCUACCGGUGGGGGCCCGCGGCAUGGCGGUGCUACCGUUACUGCCGGUGUUGCUGGUGCUGCCGGUGCUGCCGCUGCCGGUGCCGCCGCCGCCGCCGCCGCCGGUGCCGCCGCCGCUCCCGUCAGGGAACGCAUCCCUGUCCGGCUGCCCCCCGGGCCUGUUCCAGUGCAAGCCCGGCGACCCCUGCUUCCGCCUGGAGUGGCUCUGCGAUGGGCACCCCGACUGCGAGGACGAGAGGGACGAGCAGGACUGCGGGACGGACGCCCCGGCGGAGCCGAGCCCUGACGGCUUUUGGGUGACCCCGCCGCGGAGCUCGGCGGUGCUGCCCACCGGCAGCGCAGAGGCUUCAGCUACGCCUGUGCCUGGGGGCUCUGUGCCAUCGAGGAGUCAAGGCCGCACGUGGAUCUUGAUUAUUGCAGUGCUCCUGAGCAUCUUGGUAGCUGUGGGUUCUAUUCCUGUGUGGAGCCUGUCCAAAGCAAAAAGCAGAUCUGACAUCUUCAGUCUUGAAAAAGCAUCCAGGGAACAGCUGAUGCCUGACAAGAGCCAGACAGGCUCAUUUCCCUGAAUGAGGUCUUUACCAUGAGGUGAGAAGAUGGGACUAGCCUGGUCUCCCUACUGCUCACCACAGAGGCUGACUGAAUUGGACAUAAGCUCUCGAAUCUGGGUUAUUACACUGGAAUAACAAGAGGAUGCUCCCCUUGGAACUGGGUCUUAGAUUGUGGGACUACUUUGGCUCUGGAAAUAGCACAGGACCUACCCUGGUGCUGUGAAAUCACCCGUCACAAAGGUGGUAGAAAUUUCUUCAUUGUUCUUGCCUCCAGGUAUCGUUAAUGCUAAUUCUCACCAGUGUGGCCUUGGGCCCAAAGAUUUUAUUCUCCAUGAAAUGACAGAUGCUAGGUGCUAUUCAACUGUUUCCUUCCACUUCCAGCCAAGAGACUUUUUUCACUUGCCCCAUUCUUCCCCCUGGAUUUUGUCAGGGAAUAGGGGCUUUCUCAUCUGUUUCAGUAGGAGCUCACUGACUCCGCACAGAUCAGAUGUAUACUCCAUGUUUGCGCUAGUGUUUUGAUGCUGCUCAGCCUGAGGUACAGGAAGCUUUUACUGACAGGUCAACCACAGGGGUGAAAGUUAAAAAGCUUCCUGUCUGCUCUGGCUUUGCUGCACUGCUGCCUGGAGUCAGCAUGGGGCAAGCAGCUUCUCAGCACACUCCCUUCCAGCAAGGAUCUCCGCCCUUUGCAGAACUGCACUUUCCACCCCAGUGCUGAACCCCGGAUGUUGCUUCUCUUAAAACUGUUAAUGGUGUCUUCCUUAAAACUGUUUUGACAUGAGUGGUGUCCCUCAAGGGUCUGUACUGGGACCAGUGCUAUUUAAUAUCUUCAUCAGUGGCAUGUAUAGUGGGAUUGAGUGGACCCUCAGCAAGUCUGCAGGUGAGACCAACCUGAGUGGUGCAGUUGAUUCAUUUGGGGGAGGGGAUGCCAUCCAGAGGGACCUUCAGGCUGGAGGAGUGGGCCCGUGUGAACCCCAUGAAGUUCAACAAGGCCAAGUGCAAGGUCCUGCACCUGGGUCAGGGCAAUCCCUGGAGAAGAGAAGGCUCCAGUGAGACCUUAUUGUGUCUUUUCAAUAUACAAAGGAAGCUUGUAGGAAAGAUGGAGAGAGGCUUUCUACCAAGGCCUGUAGUGACAGGACAAGGGGCGACAGUUAUAAACUGAAAGAGGGUAGAUUUAGAUUGGACAUAGGGAAGAAAUGUUUUCCAAUGAGGGUGGUGAAACACUGGAACAGGUUGCCCAGAGAAGUUUUGGGUGCUCCAUCAUUGGAAGUGUUCAAGGUCAGGUUGGACGGGGCUGUGAGCAACCUGAUCUAGCAAAAGAUGUCUCUGCCCAUGGCAAGGGGGUUGGAAAUAGAUGAUCUUUAAAGGUCCCUUCCAACCCAAACAAUUCUGUGGUUCUACUGAGGUUUUGAGUGUUUGGCUUUUUUUUUUCUUUUUUUUUUUUUUUUCUCCCAGCUUGAAAUAACUCAUGUCUUGGAACAAACACUGUCUGUGCAUUGUGACGUGUGUAGCUUUUUCCGAAUGGCUGAGUGCUGUACGCUUUUCAGAAGAACUGGCAGCCCAGGGAGGAAAUCACUGACCAGUGCCUCUAGUUAGUGUUGACCACAUACUCCUUGCACAAGUGUUCACUAAGUGCAAAGAAGAUAGUAAGCUGCUGCCUAGGCUGCUGAUCUCUGUGCCUUAAAGGUGAGAACUUGGCUUGCCAAGCAGACACCGGUCAUCAGCCUUAGAGCAGGAGUCUUCCACUCCUGGACAGUGUGUGUGUGCCGCUAUACCCCACAGGAGAAACUUCUAUAUGUGCUAUGGAGUACUGAGUUAUUCCAAGAAGUUAUUUGCAAGGGUGCACACAACGUUGCUUCUGUUUCCACAGGGACAAGUGGAAACAGUUGUUGGUGAAUGACACAGGGGAAUAAAGAACUUGAAACUAA